This is a messenger RNA of Gastrolobium bilobum, 315 nucleotides long. RefSeq names its product protein SPIRAL1-like 5. Bases 1 to 315 code for a protein of 104 amino acids. Lineage: Eukaryota; Viridiplantae; Streptophyta; Magnoliopsida; Fabales; Fabaceae. The record is from RefSeq and is a predicted model, not a curated record. Gene Ontology annotation, cellular component: cortical microtubule, transverse to long axis. The transcript is spliced from 2 exons. Gene Ontology annotation, biological process: cortical microtubule organization.
AUGAGUAGAGGUGAAAGCAGUGGUGGUGGACAGAGCUCUUUGAAAUACCUGUUUGGAUCAGAGGAGAAGCAGCCAAGUCAGCCUCCUCCGCCGCCAAAGACAGUUUCAUUGCCACCGUAUGGCAUUGAUAUCGACGGUGGAGACGGCGACGGCAACGGCAAGCACCCUGUUGAUGGUGCUUCUUCUACCAGCCAAGUUAUUGACCGAUCUCAAGGCCAACACUUGGGAAAUAUUCUAACUGAUCGCCCCUCAACAAGAGUCAAAUCAGUUCCUGGUGGACAUUCCUCGCUUGGGUACUUGUUUGGAGAUAAGUGA